AACGGUGUGCAGGCCAAUGCAACCUGUCAAGACUCAAGUCACAAGUUCAAGAGCAGCCGCGCGAGCCGGCGAGUAUCAGAAAUACCGCAGCUUUCGCGUAGAACGCACGCGAACGGUUAACGCGAUCGAGCGGUGUGGAUUCGUAAUUCAAAUUUGAAUUUUUAAACGAGUGUUUUUUUUUCUGUACUAUAAGGUUUUUGCUGCCAGGUCGUCGGACAGUCAACGAUGCAGAACUUUAUAAGAUGUGCAGCACUGCUACUCGCGGUAGUAGCAACAUGCGCCAUGUCCGCAUCGCAAGAUGACAACCUAACCUUAGACAGAAAGGAGCCCACCACUCACGAACUUCUCAGCUCACUCGGGCUAAAGAAGCUCAGAAUACCAGCAGCACAUCACAGAAAACGUCUCGCUGAGCAAGGAAGACGUCACGCGACCGGCGAUUCUAGAAUGUAUGUGAUUAAAUUACCGCCGAACACAAGCUAUUACACGCACGCUGACCCCGCUCCGGCUGCGGCUCGAACCUUACCCCUACAGAUGACAAGCAACGGGAAACCAGCAAGGGUCUACCACUGGAACCUACCAGUGUUACACAAACUCACAAAGAACCGACCACAGGCUAGAUUUGACGACGACGUGGUGAACGUCGAAAGCACGCCAACUUGGCCGAAAAUAAAUCAUCCUAACUCGAUCGAUGCGUUGGCUUAUUACGUUCCGUCGAAAAAGUCAUCGUUCAGGAAAUAUUUCUCGGGUAACGGGAAGCCGAAGUCAUUCUACGUGAUCGACAAGAACAAGAAUUCCGCGGAGUACCACAGACUACUUCCCUAAUUCAACUGUUAUUUAAAUAAUACUCUACAGUAAUUAGACUGAUGUUAUUGUAUUAAUUUUAUUUUUAAGGAACACGUAAUAAAUGAAGCUUACGUUUUAUUGCAAUAACGCUAAAAUAAUACAAUAACAUGUCUAUGUAAUGAAAAUCAAAUUAUAGCAAGUUAUAAAUUUUAUAGCCGACCAAACAUAUCUAAAACCAGUUGGGCCUACAUCAUCAUAAGAAAAAUCAGAAAUAAUAAUUUUAUAUGAUAACGGUCCGCUAUAUUUAUUUUAACCUAAUUCCGUUUACAGCUAUGUCGUUUGAAUUGAUUAGUAAAACAUAAAAAUAUAAAAAACGUGAAACUUUACUUGUAAAUCGAAAUGUAACAUUAAAAUAUACAUUAACACUUGCACUGUAACAGUGACUUAAGUUUUACGUAAAUUGUCAUUUAAUCAUUUGAAAAAAUGCGCU
Messenger RNA from Vanessa tameamea, 1273 nucleotides. RefSeq lists its product as uncharacterized. Bases 226 to 822 code for a protein of 198 amino acids. NCBI's taxonomy places the organism in Eukaryota, Metazoa, Arthropoda, Insecta, Lepidoptera, Nymphalidae. The transcript is spliced from 2 exons. The record is from RefSeq and is a predicted model, not a curated record.